AUGUCAUCUGAUCAACAUCAGAUACCACCAGGAGUACUGGACGAUCUAUGCAGUCGUCAUAUAAUCAAUAUUCCUGCUGAACAACGUACUAACGUUAUCCUGGUGAUGUUUGCUGUAGAAUAUGCACAUUGGUUUUAUAUUGAUUAUUAUUGUGAAGAUGAUGAUGAUCUACAUAUAUGUAACAUAAGAGACUUUUCUCGACAAAUUUUUCAACAUUGUCCAUUUCUUCGCGAUUAUGUCCAUGAUCUUGACGAGCAUCUCGUAAAAUGGCGUGAAUACAAAUUAAGUGUGCCUACCUACGGUGCUGUUCUAAUCGAUCCAAGUUAUGAACAUGUUCUAUUGGUACAAGGAUUUCAUCAUCGAGAAAGUUGGGGUUUUCCAAAAGGAAAAGUUCAAGAAAAUGAAAGUCCAUUCAAGUGUGCUAUUCGAGAAGUUUUAGAAGAAGUUGGCUUCGAUAUCAAAGAUCGUGCUUCGGAAGAUCAAUAUUUAGAACGUGAGCAUAAUGGGCAACUUGUUCGAUUGUAUAUGGUGAAACAAGUGCCACUGGAUACGAAAUUUGCUCCGAAGACAAAAAAUGAAAUCAAGGAGAUGCGUUGGUUUCCCAUAGCAGAUCUGCCAAACCAUCGACGCGAUACCGCAUCUCAAAUGAAAUUGAACAUCAAUCCAAAAGCAUUCUUUAUGGUUAUACCAUUUAUCAAAGAUAUUCGUCGAUGGGUCAAUCAGGAACAUAGCAUGUCUACAUCAUCCAAUGGCGAUUCUGACAAUGCUAAUGACAAAAAUCAUUAUCAUCACUAUCAUCAACAACAUUAUCAACAGUAUCAACAACAGUCAUCACGGCGGCGAACAGCGACUUACCAUGGCCAGACGUAUUCGAUAAAUCUUCAGCAAAAUCUGUUCGGUGUCGAUCCACAAGCACCGCCAUUCAUUCGUGAUGGUACAUCUGCGCGUGAACAGCGCAAAUCAUCAAGUAAAAUUAUUGCUAAUUUGACUACACCAUCGUCUAAUGAACAAUCGAAAUUGUCAUCAAAUAAUUAUCAAAAACAAUUGAGUGUCCAAGACACUAUACAACGACACUUUUCUCAAAUGCUCAAAAAUGAUUUUAUUACUGUUACGGACAAUACGACCAUUACUGAAACAUUAUUAAUGAGAGGGAAGAAUUCCAACAAUGUUCAUGCAUUAAAUGCUAGCCAACUCACUCCGCCUAUGUCAAAUGACGAAAAUAUACAUCCGGUAUCAGUCAAACAUCAACCAGGAAAGAAGUCUGCAGCUUCGUCUUCUAUUCGUCCAACUCAAUAUCGGAUUUUACCUCGAGGACAACCUGAUGAGCCAACACCUGCAAUUAAGAAAGUUCAAACAACUAAUACUUCAGAAAAAUCUCAACGUAAUCGACGCACCAUUGAUUCUCGUCUGACGACUCCACACAUCUCCGAGCCGUUAGCAAACCUCACCAAUGAUACAUUUUGCUUUAGUGGUCCACGCUGUUGGACCCAAUUCCGUUUAAAUCGUUCUGAAGUGUAUCGUUGUCUUCAGGAGUGA
This is a messenger RNA of Adineta ricciae, 1536 nucleotides long. The record is from the annotation of a GenBank genome assembly. NCBI's taxonomy places the organism in Eukaryota, Metazoa, Rotifera, Eurotatoria, Adinetida, Adinetidae.